Molecule: messenger RNA, 3082 nt
Organism: Sphaeramia orbicularis (orbiculate cardinalfish)
Lineage: Eukaryota; Metazoa; Chordata; Actinopteri; Kurtiformes; Apogonidae
Product: flocculation protein FLO11-like
Exons: 9
Coding region: 234-2729 (831 amino acids)
Source: RefSeq, a predicted model, not a curated record
CUGAUGGGCGCCAGUUUUGAAAUCGCACGUGGGCGUGGCGUGUAAGAAGGCGUUGGGGAGGGGGCAGAGAAAGGCGAGGUUCUGUUGUCAGAUCUGUCAGUCUAGCCAGCCUGGCCCCUCCCACCUCAGUGAAGGCAUUACAUACUGCUGGUGCUCGUGCUCUUAGCAACCGUGCCUCAGCAACAGAGCCAAGGCAACAGAGCUCCACGGCAACAGCGUGCCGUGUCUCCCCAAUGGAGCUGCCAUUGGGCGGACCAGCGCUCAGGCACUACACCCAGAGCAGACCAAGACCUCACCGACAAAAACUGAAUUAUCGUCCCACCAGACCACAGGAGACAAUAAUUGAGAGUGAAAAUGAAGUCCUUGAACUCAUUGGACGAGUAGAUGAAGGAGUUGAAGAGUUCUUUACUAAGAGAGUACUUCCUACUGAUACACUGAAAAAACAAGAUGAAGAAACCAUUACAGUGCAUGAAGUGGCUCCUGCCAGCUCUGUACCUUGUCCACCCCCAACAAAAACACUCAGGAGGAAGCUUGGAGAUUUCUUUACUCUUAAAAAGAGACGUGGAGUGAAAUCAGAGACAAGCCAUGAGGGUCGGCCCAAAAAGGCGUCCAUCGCUGAUCUCAUUCGCCCUCUCAGGGAGGUCACCAGAGCUGAAAAAGAUAAGGAUAAGGACAGAGUGAGAGAACAUGACAAGGAAAAUGAAAAAGAGAAAGGCAAAGAGCAUCUUGCUGCUGUCACCGGGGAGCCAGCUGUUCAGGAGACACCUGUUUCUGGUGCUCCACCGCUGAGGAGUGAAGCGGUGCCUCCCCGUCGUGCUCUCCGAGAGGGGAAGUCCCAGUCUCUCAUUUUACUGUCUGGAUCAGCGGCAGCGGGGGCAACUAAUGCCAGAAACAAGAAACAAUUUGAUGGCCAAAAUAGCUUUGAACAGAAGCUUCAUCUCAUGCUUCAACGUAUUGGAGUUUCCAAACCCCAGCCAGGAGAGACGCAGAAUCAGGAGGGAGAGAUGAAAAAGGCAGAAUCCGAAGGUACUAUCAUUGACAGUAAACCUGAGCCACCUCCAACAAAACCUCGAACAAUGUCAGCCUCAUCAGACACAAGGCAUCAAAUUCGGCCAAGUGUAUCAGCACACGAGUCAGCUGGGAAACCUCCUUUGCUUCCAAAGCCAGUUAUCAAGCCAGGUCCACCCCCCCCAACAUCUGGUCGAAACACCCCAGAGAACGAGCUAGCACAAAUUCAGGAAGGGGAGACAGACACGCCUACUAAAGCUGCAGCUCCACCCACUCCGGCUCCUGCUCUCAGUGCUGCUGACACUCCUACUGUACCGACAAUCUCAGACUCAGUCCCUGAUUCAUCUAAUAUUACAGUUUCCCCUUCAAAUACUGUAACUCCCUCUGACACAGAUAUAUGCACUGACUCUGUUAACCCCACCACAGAGGAUACAACACCCACGAAUGUUACAGAGCUUGACAGCAAAGCCAGUCCUACUACCAUGGAAGUACCUGCCCCUACCUUACAAACAGCACUUAUAAACACUGCUACACCCACAGAGCCCCCUGCCCCUGUCUCAGUCAUUUCCACUUCCUCUGAGUCCAUUACUCCAAGCUCUUCUGUCACUUCCACCUCAACAAUAAUAACAACGCCUUCCAUUACCACUUUGGAAACAGUUUCUGCUCAGAGCAAUGAAAGCGUGGUUUCCACAACAUCAACAGAUCUGUCAACUAAAUUGACUUUGCCAGAGCCAAAUAGUACUUUCUCAGCUGAUAAUACUCCUACAGUUGGUACUGAUGCAGCUAUUUCUGUCAUCACCACUGUGGAUACAACUUCUUCAGUCUCCACCAGCACAUCAACUAUGCCAGCAGGCUCCCCAAACACUGCUAAUGUCACUACAGCAGUUAGUGAUGAAUCUACUUUGGUUGCUGUUACCUCUAGCAACUCUGAUGCUUCACUUUCACCAGUCACUACAACUACAUCCCAGCCUCUUAACUUAACAGACACCUUGAGUACCACUUCAGUUACAGUUUCACCUGACACCCUUGCAACCAGGCCCUCCACCCUUCCUCCCACCAGUUCCACCUCUUCCACAACCACAAGCCCAAUAUCCACCACCACCAUCUCUACUUCCACCCCUAUCCCUACCCCUGCCUUGAUCCCCUCCACUGACUCCAGUUCAACACCACCCACUAACACCCCCUCCACCACCACGAUUUCACCCACUGCAGCUGCAAUGACUAGUCCCCAACUCACGACUGACUCAGACCCACCUAAAGAUGUAAGCACUGCCCUCUCGCCGGCUCUCUCUGGUCUCUGUGCUCCUGAAAACUCAAGUGCUACUUCUCAACAUCUGACAAGUCUGACACCCUCCAAUGAUAGUUCAGGCCAAGAUAAUGGGUUGCAGAUGUCUCCCGAGGAAAGAUCCAGUCUGCCGGUGGCUGAAGUUAAGACCCCUGCUGAUGAGGCACUCGAGAUAGUCCAGAAGAGCAGGCAAACCGAGGUGGUUGAAAGCAAAUCAAUUAUCGAUACUGAAAAGGAGAAUGAGAUAAAAAAUGAGAAACCAACCCCAGUCAGCAGUGAAGCUAUAAGUAAAGAAUCGCAGGAAAAACCUGAAGAAGAACUGAAGACAACAGAAGUGGGAGUGGCAGAAGCUGCAUCUGGAAAAGUGGCCGAUCAGUGCAGCAAUCAGGGCGUGAUUCAGAAAGAAGAAGAAACAAAAUCUGUGGAUGACAAGUAAUUCAGACAACGACAAAUUACAAAAUAUGGGACCAACUACUGUGAUGGAGGCAGGAGAGUCCACAGUAAAGGGUAGAGGGGGGAAGAUCCAUGGCACUUCCUACAGGGACCACCAUCUUACAGCAGCACACCACAGCGGGUGGGCCACUGGACCAAAGAACUGAGAUCCCCUUGGUGUGAUGUAAUCGAUAAAUCCAGCAGUGUCUUUGUCCUUUUUUAACUUUUGUUUGAAAUUUGCAUUGCACGUAUGAUUAUGUACCAUAAGACAUUUACUGUGGUAAAAUACACCAUGUUUACAAUAGAUGGAUAAGAGACAUAGAUAUGACUAUUAAAUGGAAUAUUGAAUGGACUGAA